UAAUGUGUGUGUUCCUCCCAGCUGCUGGAGACUAAGACUACCGACAGAAAGCAGACCCUGCUGCAUUACAUAGCCAACGUGGUGAGAGAGAAAUACCCCGGAGUCGCUCUGUUCUACAAUGAGCUGCACUAUGUAGAGAAAGCUGCCGCAGUGUCCCUGGAGAACGUGGUGUGUGACGUGAAGGAGUGUCAGCGUGGUAUGGAUCUGUCGUGGAGGGAGUACAGCAUGCACGGCCACAACCCACUCCUCAAAGACUUCAUCAGCAAACACGAGACUCGCCUGCAGAAACUACAGGAGGACGCACACAUCGCACAGGAUGCAUUUGACGAUGCGGUGAAGCACUUUGGGGAGAGCUCUAAGACCAUGCCUCCCUCUGUCUUCUUCCCUGUGUUUGUACGAUUCAUCAAAGCCUACAGGCUGGCGGAGGAGGAGAAUGAGCAGAGGAGGAGGCAAGAGCAGGCGCUGAUGGAGAAGCUGGAGCAGGAGGAGCUGCAACAGGAGCAGGAGGCGCCUAAGUCCCCGUCCAACCGUCCAAAGCAGCGGCAGCAGGAGUCCCUGAUCACAGAGCUGAGGAGCGACAGGGCGGUAAAGACAGCAGACAUGUCUACGAGGGCAAAGAUGGAGCUAUAGAGGACAUCAUUACAGUGCUGAAGACCGUCCCUUUCACUGCCAGGACGGCCAAACGCAGCUCUCGCUUCUUCUGUGAUCCCACCCACACUGAAUAACACUGCUAAACUCUCAGAGAGAGAUAGAGAGAUACUGUUGGAGAGAGAUAUACAGGGUAGAGGGGAGGGAGAGGGGUGAGGGAAAGCUAGGUGGGAGAGAUAAAGGGGAAUAACAAUGAGAAAGAGAGAGGAGAGAAGUGUGGGGAAAAAGAGAGGCAGUUAGAGAGAGAGAGGGGAGGGAGGGGGUGAGAGAGAGAGAGAUUGACCCGGUCUCAGAAGUAGUGACUCUACCAGAGAGAAGCUGAACUCUGAACUCUAUAGCAAGACAGACAUCAAGAUUACCUGUGACCUCACCUGUCUGGUCUGACAUCACUGCCCCCACCCCCUCUGUGUUACUUACACAUGUUAUGAAGCUUCUUUGCUGAUUAUUACUGUUUAUAACCCUCCCAUAACCCUGGACUGUAGCCCUGGAAUCAACCUGCAACCCACCAUGCACUUUGACUUUCUGCCCUCUAAACCCGAAGACUGUUGAAGGGGGUCGGGUAGAGGGAGGAACUUGAUACGCGAUGACAGUGACUGGACAUUUAGUAGCAACACAGUCUGGUCAUUUAAUAGCUACAUAGCAUUUCCAGUUUAUCAGUUAAUAGCAGACAUGACAAGCAAAACAGAACAGCAAAAAUAAACAGUUGUUUUUUGUCCAAUUAGUAUUAGUGAUGUACAGUAUGUGUCUCUAAAGCUGUGUGAUGAUGUCAGCAAAUGACAUGAUCGCUGUCAUAGGAUAUUGAGAAGGGAGGGGGAGAAGUUUGAAGAGUUUCUUCUUGUUGAACAUUCCAACCAAUUCUAAUUGAUAACGACAUCACAAAGGGUUCUUAACCCACUCCUAUCCAGCUGUAAGAUGCCAGAACUGAACACUGAGAAUAGUGUUCGAAAAGCUCACUCCUACAAGGUUCCCUCUUCUCCGUCUGCUGCUGUGUGACAGUGAAACGUGUACAGCGCUCGCUACGUUCACUACAUUGACUAUGUUUACUAUUUACUACCUUUAAUACCUUUAACCUCCAACAGGGGUUUUUCAAAGCUCAGGCCCUCCAGUUCCUCAGUCCUGCUGGUUUUCCUUUCUCCCUGGCACUUCAUUGAUCGUUUAAUGUUACUGAUAAUGAUUGGCUGCAGAGUGCACACACACCUGGUUUCCCAGGUAGAAAUCGGUCUCUGAUUAAAAGAGAAGUAUGAAAACCAGUAGACACUGUGGCCCUCGAGGACAGGAGUUGAUACCCCAUACUACCCUAAAAUAAAGGUCCCUGUCUUAUCCUUGCCUGACCAUCCAAAAGUCCCAGUCUGUUUCUGCUUUCUAGCCAACUGACUCCUUUGUUGUGAUCUUGUCAAGGUGAAGGUAAAGGAUGUAGUGUUCUUGAAUGCAGAAAGUCUGGCACCUAGGCUACUACACCACCCAUGAUCUUUCCUGGCUCAUGGGACCAACUUUUACGGAGACUGGAGAGGGAUCGCUCCAUUUCAUAAAAAAAUCAUAAAAAAUAUAACUGCAAAAAACAACAACAGCACAAUACUUUUCUACUGUGUAAAUAUAUUUUCUAGGGAAUCCCGCUUGUUGCUUUUAUCCCUCACUCCCAACCCUGCUGUUUGUCAAUGUUGAUGUUCAUUCUUAAUCUGCACUCGUUGUGUAAAUAAACUGUAUCCAGUCAGA
Molecule: messenger RNA, 2361 nt
Organism: Oncorhynchus kisutch (coho salmon)
Lineage: Eukaryota; Metazoa; Chordata; Actinopteri; Salmoniformes; Salmonidae
Product: formin-like protein 2
Exons: 6
Coding region: 199-630 (143 amino acids)
Biological process (GO): regulation of cell shape; cell migration; cortical actin cytoskeleton organization
Cellular component (GO): cytosol
Molecular function (GO): actin filament binding
Source: RefSeq, a predicted model, not a curated record